This is a messenger RNA of Salarias fasciatus (jewelled blenny), 1327 nucleotides long. It is a transcript of the gene lipt1, whose product is annotated as lipoyltransferase 1. Gene Ontology annotation, cellular component: cytoplasm; mitochondrion. Gene Ontology annotation, biological process: protein lipoylation. Bases 68 to 1204 code for a protein of 378 amino acids. NCBI's taxonomy places the organism in Eukaryota, Metazoa, Chordata, Actinopteri, Blenniiformes, Blenniidae. The transcript is spliced from 4 exons. The record is from RefSeq and is a predicted model, not a curated record. Gene Ontology annotation, molecular function: lipoyltransferase activity.
AUCCGUAUCUCCAGCUGAGGCUGCGAGGGCUUUCGAUGUUUCCAGCAUGUGGUUAUGAACAAACACGAUGAUGUCCCAGCUCAGGAGGUCGUUCCUGACUCUCUUGUCUGGACGUUGGAGACCAGCGUCCACCUGCAGCCAGCUUUUUCAAGACUGUGAUGGCGGCGGUGGUCUGGUCCUUCAUUCUCAGUGCACCGAUGUUUACCAGAACCUGGCCCUGGAGGACUGGAUCGACGCCAACGUGGACCUGCAGCGGCGCCACGUCCUGCUGCUGUGGAGGAACCAGCCGGCCGUGGUCAUCGGGAGACACCAGAACCCCUGGACGGAGUGCAACCUGCCGGUGAUGAGGACGGCGGGCAUCCCGCUGGCACGGAGGCGCAGCGGCGGCGGGACGGUGUACCACGACCUCGGGAACCUCAACCUGACCUUCUUUGCGUCCAAAAAGGCGUACGACCGGCAGAGGAACCUGAAGGUGGUCACCGACGCGCUGAGGAGGCUCCGCCCCCAGCUGGACGUUCAGGCCACCGACAGAUUUGACAUCCUGCUGAACGGACGCUACAAAAUCUCAGGCACCGCCUCCCGGCUGUGCCGCGCCACGUCCUACCAUCACUGCACGCUGCUGCACUCGGCGGACCGCUCCGCCCUGUCCAGCGUGCUGUCCCCCUCCUGUCCCGGCAUCCUCAGCAACGCCACGCCCAGCGUCCCGUCGCCCGUCGCUAACCUGCGCGACCACGCCCCCUCGCUGCGGCUGGAGGAGCUCAUGGACGGACUGGAGCAGCAGUACAACGCCGAGUUUGGCCUCGGCGCCCCGCCGGCGCUCGUCGACCCGACCGACGAGUCGGCGUUUCCCGGGAUCUCCAGCAUGGCGGCAGAGCUGCGCCGCUGGGACUGGACGUUCGGCAGGACGCCCAAGUUCAGCCUGGACGCCGAGCUCCGGCUGCUGGACGAGCAGACGGGCGCUCGCCGCCCCGCCCGGCUCCGCCUGGAGGUGAGGGGCGGGCGGAUGGACUCCUGCCGGCUGGACGUCCCGGCCGACUGGCUGCCGGAGCGGCUGAGCCUGGCGCUGAGCGACGUCCUGCUGGGAGAGCGCUUCUGUCCGUUCCGGGCCGCCGCCGCCGUCUGCACGCUGCUUCGCUCCGAGAGCGGCGCUCUGCACGCAAGGCUGAGGAACCUGGGGGACGCUGUGGUGAGCGCCAUGGGCUGAGGGGAAGGCGCCGCCUCCUGCAGCUGGACUGAAACUCUUGAAUGGACCUUUUUAUUUCACACUUUGUGUGGAAUGUUUGACUAAAUGUCAGAACUUUUGUUUGUGUAAUAAAAGAUUUUCCUC